AUGUCCUCCGUCAGCGACAUCAGCUCUGUCUUCGGCUCUUUCGCCCGCCCUCCCAUCCCCAAGGGCCCCAGCAUCGAGAUCAAGCUGGACAACCACUACAACUCCAAGGUCUACUCUUCCGGCUCCCCGGUGGCUGGCGAGGUCACCAUCACCCCCUGGAAGGACACCCGUUUCGACUUUGUCUCCAUCAUCCUCAUCGGUCACUCGCGCACCCGCCUCGACGCUGCGCAGAUCGCCCAGCACUCCUCGCACACCUUCCUCAAGCUCAACAUGCCCAUUCCCGCCUCGGCCUACCCCGUGCCCCGCGUCUUCGAGGCUGGCCACAAGUACAGCAUUCCCUUCAACUUCGUCAUUCCUCACCAUCUGACCUUGAGCGCCUGCAACCACCCGAAGCAGUCGGAUGCUGUCUAUGACCAGCACAUGCGUCUGCCCGCCUCGAUGGGUGCCUGGGGCAAGGACGACAUGUCGCCGCAGAUGGCGCGCGUCGAGUACAUAGUCAAGGCCCGCGUCGCCGAGAUGCCUGAGCUUGGUGGCCGUCCGAUCAAAGUGAUGGAGGAUCACUACCACAUCAACGUGCUCCCCAUUUCCCCCGAAGACCCCCCUCUGAACAUCACGUCUGAGGACAAGGGCUAUCGCCUCACCAAGGCCAAGACGCUCCGAAAGAACAUUUUCACGGCCAAGCAGGGCCGCAUCAUCGCCAAUGCCAUUCAGCCUCCCGCCAUCCGCCUCGGCGCCGACGGCCGUACUGCCUCGGAGACAUCUGUCACGGUUAACCUGACUUUCGAGCCCACAUCGCCCGAGAUUGUGCCUCCCAACGCCAGCCACGUCUCGGCCAAGGUCCACGCGGUCACAUGGUUCAGCGCUGCGCCCAUCUCCAACUUGCCCAACAUGGGCGACGCUCGCCAUAGCUACGCGGCGCUGCCUCAGCUGAGCUACUCGACAUCUGUGUCACUCUUCUCGGAUGAUCUCGAGAAGACCCAGUGGCAGAUUCGCGCCACGAACCCGUCGCGCCGCGACUCUGGCUACUCCAGCGAGGGCCAGCCCGACAGCAACUCGGACUCGGACCAGCCGUCGAGCCGUCGCAGCAGCAAGUCGGCGGCUUCAGGCAAGGCACCCAUCUUCCAUGAGACGGCACUUCACAUUCCCGUGCGCAUUCCCACCGGACGCAAGCUCUUCCUCCCCACCUUCCACAGCUGCCUCAUCUCUCGCACCUACACCCUGCAAGUCGGCGUCACGGUUGGCGACGCCAAGCUCAACCUAUCGGUGCCUCUUCAGGUCAUUGUUGAGCCCACGGCCGACCAGAUGAUGCAGGCUACCGGCCUCCCCAGCUUUGACGCUGUCAUGGCCCUGCAGGAAGCAGCGGACGCCGAUGAGCUUCUCCGUGGCCGCGUCAUGCGCCAGCCGGACCCUGAUUUCCAGGAGACGAGCGUACUUCCUGGUUACGGCGAUUUCCUGGUCAGCAGGGCUGUCCACGCCUGA
Molecule: messenger RNA, 1479 nt
Organism: Verticillium dahliae VdLs.17
Lineage: Eukaryota; Fungi; Ascomycota; Sordariomycetes; Glomerellales; Plectosphaerellaceae
Product: arrestin
Exons: 1
Coding region: 1-1479 (492 amino acids)
Source: RefSeq, a predicted model, not a curated record